AUGCCCCGCCCCUCCGACCUGUACCUGUUCUGGGCGGCCGUCCCGCACCCUACCGAAAGCCUGGCCGCGCACAACAUCCUCAACAGCGUCGACGACCUCACACACGUCCUCGACAGCCUCCACCUCGGCACGGUCACGCCAGCCCAGUGCACGCUGCUCGAGACGCUCGCGGCGGACUUUGGCACGCUGCACAUGCCCCAGACGCAAACCUUCCUUCUCGACCUCGCCCGCGCGAUGCACGGCACGCCGCUAUACGACCGCAAGCGCUGCCGGGGGCUGGAGGAGCUCAUCGCCGACCUGCAUGAGAUCAUCCUCUCUGAGCCGCCGGUUCCGAGUCCAGUUGUGAGGAGUCAGGCCGCCACGAGUGGGGAGGUUGUGACGCGUGAUGAUAUGACGACCCGGGCUGUUUCGACGACCCACGCUGCUUCGACGGCCCACGCUGCUCGGGCGACCCACGCUGCUUCGACGACGCAAAAAGUCACGUCAGCUAUCCCGGGCGCUGCGAGCGCGGCUGUGCCUCCUCGCUUGGGUCGGCCUGUCAGUACGAGAGGAAAUUGCGCUGACGGGGUAGGCGGCUCUCAGUGA
Cutaneotrichosporon oleaginosum is the source of this 585-nucleotide messenger RNA. RefSeq lists its product as uncharacterized. The record is from RefSeq and is a predicted model, not a curated record. Lineage: Eukaryota; Fungi; Basidiomycota; Tremellomycetes; Trichosporonales; Trichosporonaceae.